CGCCAUAUCCUUCCUUGCUCUGUUCACAGAGUGGUAAUUUCCUUGUUGAUCAGAAAAGUGGGAUAUUGUACGUGGCUUGUAGCUAUACUUCUACAUAGACGUUGGUGUACUCGUCGACUGUACUAUCCCGGUGUCUUGUUAGCUACAACCACACACACAACUAGUGUGUGCUCCCUGUCCUCACACAUGCCACUUUCCGUUGAUGCAAUAUUGUCUAAGCUCCAGAUCAAAGACUCGGAGACUGUAAGCACCAACAACUGGAGGUCGCCAGAUGUUAUAUGUCUACCACCUUCACGACGGACAUGGGGACAUUGGGACUUCUUAGGGUUCUGGAACGUCAUAGCGCUGUCCAUCUCGACAUGGCAGUCCUGCCUAAAUGUGUGGCAAUCGAUGUGUGUGGUUAUAAUAGGUAAGAUGAUCAUUUUCGCCGUUGCCCUUUCACAUGGUUGGGGUGGUGCUGUUCGCUUCACGUUUGGCAUGUACGGAGCGUUUCUAGCACUUAUACAACGUAUUGUGCUGUGUGUCGUCUGGUAUGGUGUUCAGGCAUUUACUGGUGCUCAACUAAUGUCGAUUAUGCUCAGCUGUAUCUUCCCAAGUUUUAUGAAUCUUCAUAAUACACUCCCAGAGUCUGUGCCUAUGACUCUGAAACAGUUUAUUGGAUUUAUCAUCUACAAUGUUCUCUCGAUUCCAUUCCUAUAUAUCCCUCCAGAGAAACUGCAUCAUCCGUUCAAGGUUGUCACAUGUAUCUCGUUCUUUGCAGUCUUUGGAACUGCCAUAGGGUCUAUGGUUCAUGCUCAUGGAGCAGGUGAGGUGCUUCAUUCGAGUUCUUCAAUACAUGGAAGCGCAGAUAUGGGUAUGACUUGGAUGCACGGCAUAAACAUCGUCAUCAACACGUUUGCUGUUGGUUUAGCAAACCAACCAGAUUUCUCCAGAUUUGCAUCAAAGCCUGGUAAGCAGGUUUGGGGCCAGCUGGUUUCAAUCCUGGGGUUUGGUACCGUUGUUCCUCUAUUUGGUUUAUUGGGUACCUCGGCUGCAUCUCAUUCAUAUGGCGACGUUAACGAGCUGAACCUGUGGAAUCCAACUAGUAUCAUUGAACAGUGGAUUUUAGAGGCAUACACACCAAAAUCACGGUGUGCUGCAUUCUUUGCUUCUUUUGGGUUCUUCGUCUCAACUUUGGGACUAAACACAAUCGAUAACGGUGUAUCUGGAGGCAUCGACCUUGUUGCAAUUGCACCACGAUGGAUUAACAUUAGAAGAGGAGCCUAUAUCAUCAUGAUUGUGUCAAUUUUGAUUCAGCCAUGGCAGAUCCUGGCAAAUGCGAAUGUUUUCCUUGCUGUGCUGGGAUCAUAUGGAUGUUUCCUAGGGCCAAUGAUUGGUACUUUCACUGCAGAUUACUACAUCGUGAGGAAGCAAAAGUUGAAGCUCACCGACUUGUACUCUGCAGAUCCCAAUUCCAUCUACUGGUUCUGGUAUGGAUUCAACUGGAGGGCAUUUGUCUCAUGGAUCUGCGGAUUCGUGCCUGGUAUUAUUGGUUUCCCAAGCGUUAACCCUAACCUCACAAACGUUCCAAAGCCAGCUAUAAAGAUGUUUGAGAUUUCGUUCAUCAUUGGCUAUCCAAUCUCCUUCAUUAUUCACGUUCUCAUAAACAGAGUGUUCCCGCCUGUAGGCCUAGGGGAGAUUGAUGAGUACGACUUCUAUCACACAUUCACCAGAGAAGAGGCUCUGAAGCUCCACGUUGUGCCUCAUGACUCUGACGUUGUGCUGGGUUGCCACACAAGCAAGUGA
Messenger RNA from Williopsis jadinii, 1785 nucleotides. Its product is annotated as nucleobase cation symporter-1 family protein. Gene Ontology annotation, cellular component: plasma membrane. The record is from RefSeq and is a predicted model, not a curated record. Lineage: Eukaryota; Fungi; Ascomycota; Saccharomycetes; Phaffomycetales; Wickerhamomycetaceae. Gene Ontology annotation, biological process: transmembrane transport; nucleobase transport. Gene Ontology annotation, molecular function: nucleobase transmembrane transporter activity. The transcript is spliced from 4 exons. Bases 187 to 1785 code for a protein of 532 amino acids.